Molecule: messenger RNA, 222 nt
Organism: Bipolaris oryzae ATCC 44560
Lineage: Eukaryota; Fungi; Ascomycota; Dothideomycetes; Pleosporales; Pleosporaceae
Exons: 2
Source: RefSeq, a predicted model, not a curated record
AGAAGAAGAAGAAUGGCAGUCGAAGGCGUGCCAAAGUUCGUCGUCGACGAAAGUGCGGACACGGACAGACGAGGACAGGAGAGCGACGAGACUAAGGCCAGGCUCGAGUUAGCGGGCGGACGAACGACUGGGCACUGGGCACUGGGCUCCAACCUCAACCUCGACCCCUCCAGUCGCUUCACUUUUUUCUUCGCCAUCGGCACCACCAGAUACACCGUCUGA